This is a messenger RNA of Blepharisma stoltei, 2250 nucleotides long. NCBI's taxonomy places the organism in Eukaryota, Ciliophora, Heterotrichea, Heterotrichida, Blepharismidae. The record is from the annotation of a GenBank genome assembly.
AUGAAUCGAAGCAAAAUGCUAGAGAUGGUCAGUGAUACAGCUUUUUUCAAAUUUGCAAAAUCAUCAUUAUAUAGCAUAGCAGAUAACGAGUCUUUGGAAAGUAAAAGGAUUCCAAUAAAUCCAAAUCUCCUUACUUUUAAUGAUAAAUUUCUUGAGAAAAGAUUCCACCAGCAGCACACAUGCCAAAAAGGGGUCAAUAAAGGCCCAUCUUCAGAGUUCAAGAAUAAUAUGCUAAUAUUUUUUAUUUUCUUAUUUUCCUACAUAGCAAUCACAAUUAGUACAGCUAUUUUACUUUAUUCAAGCAGUAACCAAUCUCAAAAUCAUUUAAUCAUAAGAGUGAUAUUUCUUACAAUGAUUCUAACUGUGAGUUUUUGUAUUAUAUAUGUGAUCUUCAAGUCAUCAUACUUUUUAAACAGAAAUAAACAACUAUUUAUCCUUUUAGGGUCUAUUUUUAUGACAUACUUAAUUAUUUGUGAUGAAAGGGUUUUAUGUGGAAUUACAAGUACUGAUUAUGAAAAAAAUAGCCAAAAUCAUAUGCUAGUUAUAGCUUGCUUCAUAGUCUUUUACAAACUCGUUAUUUUUGAUCACUUUGUAUAUGUUGCUCUUUUAUCGCUGCUAACCCUUAUCUUUCUUUUAAUAUUUAUGCUAGCUUUUUCUCCUCUUUCUUAUUUAGCUACUCUCAGUGAUUAUUUGGUUUUACUUGUAUUUUUAAUACUGCAAGUAAUCGAUUCCUGACAAAUUGAUUACAGAGCGAAACAACUGUUUUGGAGACGUGAGCAAGAGGAAGAAGCUCUAGAUCCUUUAGCUAAUGAAGAAAAUGGUGACGUUUUUGCGCAGCAAAUGUGAACGGAGAUUGAGUUAUUAUUACAUAUGUGUGACAAAAUCAAGGCAAAUAUUAAACAAUCGUCAGCUGUAAUUAUGUUCAAAGAUAUAAAAAAUAAGCUAAAAUCUGCACAAAGUGAUAUAGAAAAAGUAAAACGAGGAAUUGCUCAUGGGCUAAUUAUGGCUGAAAUCAAGGUCAAUAGCGACGGUAUGGACGAGCAAGAUAGGGUGUUUUUAUCAGAAUAUUGUAUGGACCAUUCUUUAGCCACAAAAUUCAAAAGCUUGUCUAGAAGGCCAUCUACUAUGGAUUUAAAAGAAAGAGACCUAUCGUUUCCGUUUAGUUCUUAUGGGGUUGCUGAAUUAGAAUCAGUUCUUUCAAGCAUUGGGAAAAAUUGAAAUUUUGAUAUAUGGUUUGUGUAUAAUGCCACUGGGCAUAGCAUUUUUAUAGUCGCAAAAUUUUUAUUUGAAAAAUGAAACUUGAGUACAACUUUUAGCAUUAAUGAAGAAACAAUUGAUAGGUUUUUUAAGACGCUAGAGAGAGUAAUUACUAUAUAGAAUUACCAUCAAAAUCCUUAUCAUAACUCAUGCCAUGCAGCUGAUGUGCUGCACACAAUGCUUUAUUUUUUAACCACAAGUGAGAUUGUGAAGCAUCUGAAUCCAAUAGAAAUCAUUUCUCUUAUGGUUGCCUGCUUAGGCCAUGAUGUAGGUCAUCCAGCUUUGACAAGCCGAUUUUUAAUAAAUAACCGUGAUGAAAUCGCUAUGAUAUAUAAUGAUAGCAGCGUCUUAGAAAACAUGCACAUCUCCAAAAUUUAUGGGAUCAUGGGGAAUAAAGGCUGCAACAUUUUUGAAAACAUUGACUCAGAUGACUGAGUAAAAGCUAGAAAAUUAAUUAUUGAAAUGAUAUUAGAAACUGACAUGUCAAGGCACUUUGAAAUUUUAGGAAGAUUUAGGGCUAGAGCUAAGAAUUUAGCUGAUUUAGCCCUAGAUGUCCAUGAUGAUAAAAUUUUGAUUUUAUCAAUGGCAUUAAAAUGUGCUGAUAUCGGGCAUUCAGCGAAAAUUUCUGAACUUCAUGAAAAAUGGACUGCACUUGUGUGUGAAGAGUUUUUCAGGCAAGGAGAUUUGGAGAAGCAGAGAAACCAGCAGGUUUCUAUGUAUUGUGAUAGAGACACAACAGAAAUUCCAAAAUCUCAAGCUGGGUUUAUUAAAAAUAUUUGUUUGCCUUUAUUUGAUGUGUGAUGUGAAUAUUUGAAUAAUGAUGCAAUUAAUAAGUAUGUUUUGGAGCAGCUUAAGAAGAACCUUAAUUAUUGGGAAGAAAAAACGAGGGUUAGAAGAGCAUCAAUGCAAAUUAUAGAUACAACUGCUAGAAGAGAGGCAGAAAAAAAGUUUUUAGGCUUAAGCCCUAAAGCUAAGCCUGAUCGUUCAACUUAG